Messenger RNA from Cyprinus carpio (common carp), 1210 nucleotides. RefSeq names its product CD209 antigen-like protein E. Lineage: Eukaryota; Metazoa; Chordata; Actinopteri; Cypriniformes; Cyprinidae. The transcript is spliced from 6 exons. Bases 255 to 980 code for a protein of 241 amino acids. The record is from RefSeq and is a predicted model, not a curated record.
CCACACAAACCGUUGAGAAACACAACACAGUCCACUACAGGAGAGAGAAACUAGUGUUAGUUUGCUGACACUAAAACACUCAGAUAGUGUAAAUGAAAAUACAGAAAAGGGUAAAACUCAGAAAAUAUGCAGAGAAGAUGAAACAACAUUGAUCAUGUGUAAGAAUAUGUGGAUGUUGUAAGAGGUAAAGUCAGAAAAGAGAUCACAGAUUCAACGCCACAAGAAUCCAGUCUUCUGAACUCACAGGUUCAAUAAUGGACUCAGAAGACCGAAUAGAAAGGAUUGUUGAUAUCUACAUCAGUGCAGAGGCUGUAAGAGAAAUGAAAUUUAAGAAAGACACAGAAGACUUCAACACAGCAAAACCCCAAACACCUCAACACACAGGAAGUGAUGGUGUGAAGAUCAGAAGCUCCAGAGCAGCUGGUGUGUGUUUGGGGCUGCUGUGUGUUCUUCUGCUGACUGCAGUCUUAGUGCUGUGUGUCUUCAUCUAUACAAAGAGUACAAACUACACACAAGAGAGACAACAGCUGCUAACUAAGAUCACCAACCUCACAGAAGAGAGAGACCAGUUAAAAUCAGAAAGAAAUGAACUUCAGAAACGUUUAGCAGAUGGAUGGAAGUACUAUCAAUCCAGUCUUUACUUCAUUUCCUCUGAGAAGAAGAGCUGGACUGAGAGCAGAAGAUACUGUAGAGAGAGAGGAGCAGAUCUGAUCAUCAUCAACAACACAGAGGAACAAGAGUUUGUGAAGAUCAUUUCUGGUGGUUCUGAAGUCUGGAUUGGUCUGACUGAUAUUGAAGUGGAGGGCAGAUGGAAAUGGGUUGAUGGCAGCAGCAUGACCUCUGGGUUCUGGGCGUCUGGAGAGCCAAACAGCUAUCGGGGAAAAGAGGAAGACUGUGCUAUUAAUCGUUCAUCAGGAUGGGCUGAUUUUUCAUGUGAUUAUAUGUCUAAAUGGAUCUGUGAGAAGAGUGUUCUUAAAUGACACAUUUCAAUAAAUAUGUAUAUAGUGCAUUAUGAAAAUUUAAAUAUAAUGUAUGGUAAUGAUCCUAUUACAUUUAUCUUGUUGGUUUGAAUAAAUGUUAUGACUGCACAUGGAUCCUGUUUUCCCAUUUCCCGUUUGUUUUUAUUCAGUAUAUCAACAAGUUAGUUGAUAUACUGUUAUAGCUUCUUGUAUAUUAUUAAGACACUGUAAACUAAAGUAUAACUGUUGUA